AAUCAAAAUUUUAAUUUGUCUUAAACAAUCCAAGGAAAAAUAAAAAAAAAAAAAAGAAAAAAAAAAAGAAAAAGAUGAACCCAAAGAAACAGAAGCAAAAGACAGCAUGAAGUAAAGGAUAUUUCUUUUUGAUUGCAGUUGUUGAAAAUGCAAUGAAAAGGUAGCAAGCAGUUUUAAGAUCUGUGAAAAAGACAGUUUCUGUGCUGCAAAUACUAUGAUGAAUCAAGAGAACGAUCAGGAGAAUAAUCCUGAUGCAUCAGCAGAUGUCCCGCUGAAGCGCAAACGUGGUCGUCCAAGAAAAUUUCCAAAACAUAAUCUAUACCAGGGGGAGAAUGCUCAGACUGCAAGAAAUCAGAAUCCAAACCGUGCAGAGAAUAUUCGUAUCCCGCCUUUAUUUGAAGGGGUGAAUGGGAAUCAACCCCUUGAAGCAGAUCCAAUCAAUGAUGCAAAUGAUGUAAUGGUGGGUCAGGCUGUUUAUGGUGUUAUUGAGGCAGCAUUUGAUGCAGGAUAUUUGCUCACUGUUAGGGUUGGCAACUCUGACACCACUUUAAGGGGUGUGGUUUUCAAGCCUGGACAUUAUGUUCCUGUUUCAGCAGAGAAUGAUGUGGCUCCAAAUGUUCAAAUGAUCAGAAGAAAUGAGAUUCCCUUCCCAAGGGGGAGGAAUGAGCAGCAUGUCAAUUCUCAUAGGAAUGGAACUGCUCAUCCAUUCAAUGAACCAGGUAUAGCCAACCAUGUGCCAGGAGCUCGGGCUUCAAAUCUUGGGGGCUCAAAAAGCAAUCAUGUGCAGUCGGUGGCAACACAAUCUGCUUCUCCGCUAACGCGCAGAGGCAAUUUGGUGCCUGUUGUGCUCCAACCUGCUAGUGUACCAUAUGGCGGAUCAGUUGCCAACCAACCAUCUCUGGUUGCAAGCCAACCUGCUCAUUUGGUGGCCUCUAAAGGCAAACAGGUGUCUGAAGCUGCCCAUACAUCAAAUAUGGGAACACCCACCAACCAGAUGCCAACAUUUGGAAACAAAAUAUAUCCUACUCAACCCCCAGCAGAGGUUUUGCAGGAGACAGAAGCCAAGUCAAUGACAAUGCCUGGCAUGCCUUUUGAGAAACUAUUAACUGAAGUCAUGAAAAGGAUUCAAGUCCCCCAGCAACAAAUGGAUGGUCAAGGUGGUAAUUUAUCAGUCAAAGAUUCUGGACAUGACAUGGAAGAUGAUCAGCCACUCUCUAUUGAACCACUACAAGCUGUACAGCCUGCUCACUCUUCUUCUAUGCUCAAACCUUUUGAUAAUUUUAGAACUGGCAAGAUGACUGAGCUGUUGCAGGCUGUUCAGGAAAACAUGAGGGAAACCCAAGCUUCUCGGACUGAAGAGCCAGCCACUAGUUCUGGAGAAACUGAUCAAGGAGAUAAAGAAAUGCAUGAUUCCAACAGGCAUUCUCAGGUAUCGAGUGUCUAAUACAACAGGCAUUAUUUCUAGCGCCUUUUGGGCUAGCUCACAUGUUGUAGAGUGUUUUUAGUGGAAUCAGGUAGAUUUUGUAAAAUGUAUUUUUGAUCCUAAACAAGGUGAAGGAGCCAAACUGUCCAUGGAGGGUUAUGACCUUAAAGUACAAAAGGCUGGAUGGGAUCUUCUUUGCUUAAACCUUUAGGAUCAGAACUGUUUCCGUUACUUGGAAUUAAAGCUUUUUCAGUUUAUAGAUUUAUAGAAAAGCUAGCUGCAUAUUACUUUAUGCUUUGCCCUAACUUAGUAAACAGGGAAGGAUCAGCUUCUUGUUAAAUAUACGCAGCUUCCUUA
Theobroma cacao (cacao) is the source of this 1780-nucleotide messenger RNA. RefSeq names its product AT hook motif-containing protein. Lineage: Eukaryota; Viridiplantae; Streptophyta; Magnoliopsida; Malvales; Malvaceae. The record is from RefSeq and is a predicted model, not a curated record.